Molecule: messenger RNA, 3349 nt
Organism: Oncorhynchus nerka (sockeye salmon)
Lineage: Eukaryota; Metazoa; Chordata; Actinopteri; Salmoniformes; Salmonidae
Product: ras-related protein Rab-27B-like
Exons: 5
Coding region: 2070-2666 (198 amino acids)
Biological process (GO): Golgi vesicle fusion to target membrane; regulation of exocytosis; endocytic recycling
Cellular component (GO): dendritic spine; endosome; plasma membrane
Molecular function (GO): GTP binding; GTPase activity
Source: RefSeq, a predicted model, not a curated record
CUUUACUCCAGUGUGUAGCCCAUGACAUUCAUUUAAAAGAUCAAAUUCAUUUUCAGUCAUCCUUGCUCCACAGCUUCCAAUUUAUGAUAAUGUGGUUCUGCAAAUCCAAAAGGUUGAACAGUUGAUUGUUUUUUUUACAAGGAAUCGUAGUAUCAACUGAAAUAUAGCUGCAAGCAGCGAUGACCUGGGGUCCAAGCCUUUCUCGCCUUCUCAAAUAUUCUGCCUUAUUUUACAAGUCAUAGAUUUCAGUUCAGGUACAACACCAACAAUCCCUCACUGUCUAGGGAUGUCUAUCUGAAACCGGCAGUGGUGGGAUUUGAACCUGGGCUGUCAUGUAUUACAAGACGAAGGCCUAUGGUCACAGAAAAAAAAUGGGUUGAACACUGUGGAAGAGCAUGCGUGUAUGUAUGAAUUGCAGGUUCCAGUCUUGACUCAAUCUUGUAACACUGUAAUGUUUGCCAUUUAGCAGGUCGCUCUUAUCCAAAGUAACUUGCGGUCAUGCGUGCAUUCAUUCUUUACAUUUGAGUGAUCGUGAGAAUCAAACCCACUAUCCUGGCAUUGCAAGCGCCAUGCUCUACCAACUGAGCUACAGAGGACCACCAUGACAAUGUAAACAUCUGUUGUUCUGCCCCUGAACAAGGCAGUUAACACAAUGUUCCUAGGCUGUGAUUGUAAAUAAGAAUUUGCUCUUAACUGACUUGCCUAGUUAAAUAAAGGUUCAAAUAAAACAUACUGUGCUAAACUAUGGUGCACUGUGGGGCUCAGUUGGUAGAGCAAAGCGCCUGCAAUGCCAGGGUUGUGGAUUAGAUUCCCACGGGGUACCAAUACGAAAAAGUAUGAAAAUGUAUGCGCUCACUACUUUAAAUUGCUCUGGAAUAGAGUGUCUGCUAAAUGACAAAAAUGUACUGAACUUAACUAUAAACUACUCAUGUUUACUCUAUUGGGUCUUAUUUUUACCCAUUUAAACUGGUCUUGUUUUGGUCAUGGUCUCGAUCCACUGGUCCUCGGUCUGGGUGUUAGAAAGUUUGGUUUGGAUCUAAAGGGCUCCGGUCCUGACUUAAUCUCUGGUACUCGCACCAAUUUUAUACUCUUGAAUCCAUACGUAUGGUUACAUGUAAACAAUAAUGUGAUUAUUGUGGAUAGUCAGAUUAAUAUAAUAGUUUGAUUAAAACGUAAACAAGCUUUGCAAGAAUGACUAUUUCCCUAAUAAUGCUGUUUAUAUAAUGCACUCUAAUGCAGAAAAUCGACAUUCAAAAUGAACAUUCUACUACAGCGACCAUGUUAUUUUUGGGAAGCAUAUUUGAUUCUGAGUUCGCUCAUGUAAAGUUUGUAUGUGAAACUACGUCUAAGACGCAUACAUUCAGUUGUUUCCUAACUCGCUGAUCUGCGCAUAUCAGAUACACCGCUGGAAUGCCGAUUAAGGCGUUUACAUGUCCUAAUAAUAAGAGAGAAUGCUCAGAAAACCAGGUGUUUUAAUCGGCUGAUGCUACCUUCGAUUUUGACCUCAUGCCGAUUUAAGAUCAACAGAGUAAGGUGUUUACAGUACUAUUUCAUAAUCUGCAUACUGCCAUAAUCACUUUAAUAUCGAAUUAUUAGUGUGCGUGUAAACGUACUCCAUGUUGGUAGUGGACAAGUGCACACUUCAGGUAACAUUGUAGAGUAUUGAGCUGAAUGGCCAGGAGGGGGCUCCGUUUCCUCCAAGAUUGACUUGAAUUGUCAGGCCGGGGCUCACUGAACUUUUAAGAAAUCAACUUCAUUUAUGGAGCAUAUAACGAUAUUGGUCUAUAGAUGCUGUACACCAAGUUUCUGAGAAAUCGGUUUAGCGGUGUCUGAGGAAAAGUUGAACAUUUUGGAAAUAUUUACAUUUUCAAAAUGUCAGAUGAUUCGUCAUGGUGAUGUCAUUGGUCCUAGAGGAAUAUGUGUUUUUUGGGUAAAGAGAAACCUUUGUACCUAAUUCUGUGACUAGGUCCAAUGAAGAGGCGGGGCUUACCUUUUGAAGUCAAAAGUUGUUUAUAGUGAACUAGUCGUUUUUAUUGAACUAGUCAGUUUAGAACAAAUUUUUGUUUACAAUGAUGUCCUACCCCGGCCAAAGCUGGGAACAUUCUGCGCUGCCCUAUGGGACUCCCAAUAAUGGCUGGAUGUGCUGCAGCCUGGAUUUGAACCAGACGUAUUUGGGGACUGGCACUGAUGGAACAACAGAGAAGACUUUUAAAGUGCACCUACAGCUCUGGGACACAGCAGGGCAGGAGAGGUUCAGAAGUCUCACCACAGCCUUCUUCAGAGAUGCCAUGGGCUUCCUGCUCAUGUUUGAUCUAACCAAUCAGCAGAGUUUUCUGAAUGUCAGGAACUGGAUGAGUCAGCUGCAGGCAAAUGCCUAUUGUGACAGUCCAGACAUAGUCUUAGUUGGCACCAAAGCAGACCUUAAAAACCUGAGAGAUGUACAAGGAAAACAAGCCAGAGACAUGGCGGACAGAUAUGGUAUCCCCUACUUUGAGACAAGUAGUGCCACAGGGGCUGAGGUGGACCAGGCAGUGACCACUCUGCUGGACCUGGUGAUGAGACGCAUGGAGCAGAGCACAGAGGGGCCUGCGUCAGAGGCAGCCAAUGGGAGUGCUGCCACUAACGACACGGCUGAAACGUCCACCAGCAGGAGGUGUGCCUGUUAGGAUGUAGGGAUGUUCAUCCAUUCAAAUGUGUAACUAUUGCAUCUGGGGAGUAUUAUUACAUUAGAAAGUUCAAUUAUCCCAUCCAGUAUUUAUAGGAAGUGUAUUAUCCUCUUAUGCAUUAAUGUGUGUUUGUCUGGAUUGAUAACUGUCACACUCAAGCUAUGUAUUCCCAACCUGGUCAUCAUUACCUGCUGAGUCUGUACAUGUACUGUAUGUUAAUGAUAUGAAACGAGCAAAAGAACACACAAUCUAAUACUGAAAAAUGAUUCAAAGUAAAUGAAAGCACCAUGUGUAUGUACAUCUCAAACUGAUAUUUGCAAUUUGACUAAGCUUUGUGUGAUUCUAAAUAGGUAAAUACUCAUGGGAAGUGUUUGAAGAAAAGUUGUAUAUCAGAGAUUUCUGUAUUUAUUUUAUUUGACAGAUUGAAGCAUUGAUGGAAGGAAAAUACAGGUACAUACAUUUAUCAUUGACAAUAUAUAAUCCUAACAGAUUAUGCAACAACUCUUUAACAAUCAUGGUUAUUUCCUUAAAUGUGAAUGAGAAAAUGUAUUAUUCUGUUUCACAAACCGAGAUCGCACAUUACAGGAUCCAUGAGUUCUAUAUGACAUGGAGCACAUUUGGUGUUUAGCUUGAUUAUUAGUGGAACAAAAUUGUCAUGCACAUUGAAUAAAGUAUAGAACAUG